AUGCACUCUCCCAAGAAAAAAAAAUAUCAAUAGACACCAAACUGAGCAUGUGCAGAGUGACUCCACACAACAUGUCUUAUCAGGAGAUAAGAGGGGGGCACAGGAAGAAGGGGAGGAUCAGAGAAGUCAGGAUCAAAUGGCAUUUUUACAUAAUUCAGAGGAUUAACCCCUUAGGUUAAACAGUGAGUAUAUCAAGCAUGCUUUACUGCCAGGGGCGGACUGAGAACUCAUGGGGCCCCCAGGCAAUAGGGGAUCAUGGGGCCCCUGUGUCCUUGCCCACACUCAAA
Messenger RNA from Staurois parvus, 287 nucleotides. The record is from the annotation of a GenBank genome assembly. Lineage: Eukaryota; Metazoa; Chordata; Amphibia; Anura; Ranidae.